This is a messenger RNA of Penicillium hordei, 885 nucleotides long. RefSeq lists its product as uncharacterized. The record is from RefSeq and is a predicted model, not a curated record. The transcript has 2 exons. Lineage: Eukaryota; Fungi; Ascomycota; Eurotiomycetes; Eurotiales; Aspergillaceae. The coding region runs from base 1 to 885 and encodes 294 amino acids.
AUGAGUCCCCCUCCAGUCUGGAGGAGCUUGAAGAGGGGGAAAUCCCAUCCAAACCCCCGACAUUCCAUAGCCCCACGACCCCCGCAUCGACGCGUCCGAGCCUCGAACCCCCCACCUGAGUUCGUCCAGGGACAAGCCGAACAUACGCCUGCACACCCAAAUGGCAGACUCGGUCGCAAACGGAAACUCGUCUCAACCGAUGACGAACUCGCUGGUCAGCCUGAACCUCAGAACAAGAAAAGAAAGAAGAAGGACAACCCCGAAGAUAAAGCGCACUACAAAACUUCUUGGGAGUUAGGACACGACUUUUUUGGGUUCAUCGUCCUUGUCGAUGACUAUAGGGCUUGGGGCAUUGCGAAUAAGAUUCUUCAGUUACCUGUUCCAAGGAACGUACGCAAACGACUGGCCUACUUCUGCGAUGCGUCCAUCCAUUCGUUAUGUGGUGCUGCGGGCAUUGUCUGGCCGGAGAGCCUUUCUUCAAGCAAAUGGGAGGGCAAGGGGGUCGGUCUACUACCCUAUCAAGAAAGGGCCACUAUUGUACAAAACCCCCGUGUGAAUAGGACGUUCUUUCAGCAGCAUUCGUCGCUGACCACAUCCCAUGGCCACAGGAUGACUAAAGAAGUCUUCCUCUUCACAGAUGAUAUCAAUGCCCUUAGACGCAUUGCCGGACGUCUGCCUUAUGACCCAAAUGGAGAUAUGGCCAGUCACUUGGAGGUAAUCACAUGGCACUCAAAGACACUGAAUCGGCUCGGCGUGCACGUUAAGCUCCACUUCAGUCCUGGGCAUUCUAAAGUGCCAGGUAAUAUGGCUGCCGACGCAAUGGCUAGAAAGGCCCAGAAUGAGCUGUUUGUCCAAACAGCAAUCUCUUGGCCGGCAAUGGAGUAG